AUGAGGCCAGGCAUUGUUGUGCACCAGGAGGAACCCAGGACCCACUCCAACAGCGUAGGGUCUGACAAUGGGUCCAAGGAUUUCAUCUCUAAUGGCAUGAUCCCUCUUGAGGGCAUUGUCUUCAUGGAGAUCACUCCCAACAGGUUAGAAAUUUCCCAUCAAGAAAGGCUCCAGACCAUGCCAGAAAAAUACCUUCCAGAGCAGAAUAGUGCCUCUGGGCUCCCUAACUGUACAUUUCCCAAUGUGUGCCACGAAUGGAUUCAACCACUCGUUGAAAUGGUGAGGGAUGAACUACCUGUCCAAUGCAAACGAAACUCGCUGAUGCUCCCAUUUAAAAGCGCGAGCGCUUUUCCGCCCUUCCUUCAUUCUGCACAGAGCUUGUCAAGACGCAACAUGGACACGACGUGCUUCAGAGCGGCACAUUUUCCACCAAGAGCGCAACCGAAGAGCUUCAGCAUUGACUGGAUCCUCUCAUCCGGACACCGAAAGCCAACUGUCGAUAGUCAUAUCGCUUAUACCCAACCUAAAGUUUUGAUGCGCGGAGCUUUAUUUCCAGCGUUAACGAAUAGGCCUUUUGUUGCUGCCUUCGGAUCCGCGUGCGUCUACCCCCCGCACUUUUACCACCGUCAAAAUCCUGCGUUCAGAAACACCGAGACACGGCUUCAUGAUGGCCACCAGUCGGUUGGAGAUUUUAGUCUGAAAACGUGUCGGCGGAUCCGCACGGUUUUUAGCGCGGAGCAGCUGCAGAAGCUGGAGGAGGUUUUCGCUAAGCAGCGAUACAUGACAGGAUCGGAGAAAGUGCUGCUCGCCUCGGCGCUGCGUCUCACUGAAACACAGGUGAAAGUAUGGUUUCAGAACCGAAGGACCAAAUGGAGGAAGAACAGAGAAGUCGAGGGAGAACGACCGAAGGACCGUUGCAGUGACUUAAAGCAUGAAACAUCCAUGACAGAGGACGAAGAGUUCAAAUGUGUGGACAGUGACGAAUCUCCUGAAACGUGAACGGUCCGAAUUAAAUACGCACUAAAUCUCUUCUAAUUCUUGUUAAACAAGAAAUUAAGGCAUCAUGUCACUGUGUGGCUUUAUAGCUAUUGAUUUUUUUUUUCUUUCUUUAAAAAACAAAACAAAACAAAAAACACUGUAUGUGUGUAUAGCGUUUUUUUUCCUUUAAUGCAUUGUGUGAUGAAAUGUGGAUUUAUUCUCGUUAAAAAAUAAGGCUGUUUUGAAAUGUAUUUUUAAUGAUUACUAUUUUACUUAUAUUACUGAGCUUGUUUUUGUGUUC
Messenger RNA from Hemibagrus wyckioides, 1279 nucleotides. It is a transcript of the gene emx3, whose product is annotated as empty spiracles homeobox 3. Gene Ontology annotation, biological process: regulation of DNA-templated transcription. The transcript has 4 exons. NCBI's taxonomy places the organism in Eukaryota, Metazoa, Chordata, Actinopteri, Siluriformes, Bagridae. The record is from RefSeq and is a predicted model, not a curated record. Bases 1 to 999 code for a protein of 332 amino acids. Gene Ontology annotation, molecular function: DNA binding; DNA-binding transcription factor activity, RNA polymerase II-specific.